Molecule: messenger RNA, 4655 nt
Organism: Trichobilharzia szidati
Lineage: Eukaryota; Metazoa; Platyhelminthes; Trematoda; Strigeidida; Schistosomatidae
Source: the annotation of a GenBank genome assembly
CACUGCACUAGCAGUGACCUUGGGCAUUUGUGGUACUUAUGAAUAUUUUAGGAAGAUGCUUAAUCAAUAGAAUGAAUUAUUUUGUCUAUACUAUUUACAUUCAAUAAUACUUCAUAUAGGCUUAUUUCUAUACACUUUACAAUGGAACGAGAUACUAUCUUGGAGAACUUCUUAGCUUGUACAGGAGUGACAGAUAUCACUUAUGGUAUAUCAGUGCUGGAAGAACAUGACUGGGACCUAUCUGCAGCUGUUUUCAGCGUUAUUGGUGAUGGUCUCUCAGGUACAUUUGAUCAGGAGGAUCAAUCCUUCCCAUGCACUACAUCUUAUUCUGUAACACCUGGACAAACUGGACCUAUUCCAACUUCAAAUUUGUCAGUAAAUCAUAAUUCAAACAGUCAAAAUAAUAUAUCUGUAUCUACAAUGUGUGGUUUCGAUAGCACUAUUCCUGACGAUAAUAAUAAUAAUAACAGUAAUUAUAAUCUAUCCUCAACACUAUCAAGAUCAGUUAUUGAACGUGAUAAUAAUCCAGAUAAUCUAUGCGGAUCAGUACGUAUUUUAAAUUUUGAAAUAGAAUUAGAACUACCAUUGGAUGAUGAUGAUAAUGAUAAUGAUGAAACAGAUUAUCAAGUGAAAAAAGUUACUGAAACCUUUCAAUUCCCCGAUACAGAAACAGUUGGUUUUUUAAAAUGUCAUUUUAUUGAUUGUCGGUUAACUGAACUCAUUCAACUGGCGACGAGUCCAGCAUUAGAAUCAAAGAUAACUGAAUGUAGUAAAGCUAAUUUAAUGAAGCAUUUAGUUUUUGAAAGUUCAGGAUCACAUUCAUUUAUGGAUAAUUCAGCACUUUUACGUUCAUUGCAUCUACCGAAAUGUGUUAGACUUCAGGCGAAACUUAGUCCUGACCCAUUACCGGAUUCAAGUACCUCCGUGGGGAGUAAACUCAGUGAACCAGUGAAACUUUAUAUCAGUGUAUAUGAAGAUGCAACCAGAGAUAGCGGUAGUAGCAGUAGCAGAACAACUCAUGACACUGAUGAGAUUAAUGCAGAUACCAUCCUCCCGUCGUCAUCAUCAUCAGCAGCAGCAUCAGCAACAGGUGGAAAUCGUCGUCAACAACGUCAACGCAAUGCUGCUAGAUCCUCUUCACCUUAUGCCUAUCAUUGUAUGCGUCUCCCGUUAAGUUCACGUAUAUCACAGGUACGUGGUAAUCUAUUUCGUAUUACCGGUAUCCCAAUACCAUGUCAAACAUGGUGUAUCAGUGAUAAACAAUCACACAGUCAUCAUCAUCAACAACGUCUAGUCAAUGAACAAAUGCCAUCCAGGGAUAUUUUAAAUUUACUAGUCAAUGAACUGAAUUAUCAUCAACGACAAAAACGUAAAUCUACCUCUUCAGGUGUACCAGACUGUUCUUCAGUGAUCACGUCUACAACAACAACAACAACAACUGCAGAUACUGGAAAAAAGCCUGAGAAUCCAACUUUAGCUGACCUCGGCUUGAAAGCAGGCGAUGUUUGUGAAUUAUGCUUAUUCACUUCACAUUCAAUUGGCAAUACAAAAGAUCGAAGCAGAACAACAGGUAUUUUACAAAAUGAUGAUAAUGUUGUUGAUGAUGAUGUCGUCCUCCAGUGUAAACCGCCAUCAACAGCUAGACAACCUCAGCAACAACAACAACAAAGGAAAUCGCCAUCAUCAUCAUCAAGAACUGCAACAGCAGCAGCAACAACAACACAACAUCCUCUUGAUAGUAUUUUUAUGCCGCCUAGUUCUAAUCUACCUAGUCCUAUACAACCGGAAGUAUUAUCCAGUGCGAAUAAAUCUAGUCGAAAGGUGGUGUCGUCGUCAGCACCUAAGAAACAAAGUGGUACAAUUGAUGGCGGUAAUAUAUCCCCAGAGAUUGGUUCUGAUUAUGAAGAUGAUUAUGAUAUGGAUUAUCAUUAUUCAAGUGAUGAAAUGCUUGAUCAAACAGAAGAGAAUAAAAUUACCCCAUGGAAUAUGCCAUUAAUUCCUGAUAGCCCAAGUAGUGAAGAUCCAGAAAUGGCUACACAACAGUUUUGUAUUGUCUUUUUACAACGUUAUUGUAGUGAUGGUGUUACAAUGGCACCACCAUUCUCUACAUGUAGUUUUGAUACUGCCUUAUCUCUAUCUGUUGGUACUAGUCAAGUUUGUGAUCGUAAACCAUUAUUUAUCUAUUUACACAAUGAUAAUAGUGUUGCAUGUCAUGUAUUCUGUCAACAAGUAUUAUGCUCAAAUGGGCUGAUCAGAUUUUUAACUGAUCAUGAAUUCAGUUUAUGGCCAUGGGAUAUGACAAGAGCAAGAGCAAAAGAACGCCUGCUUGGUUGGCUUGAAGUGAAAUUACCAAAUCUAUCACGAAUUAUAACACCAUUACCGGUGGAUAGUUAUCCUCUUCUAGCUAUGAUUGUCAAAUUAUCUGGUCAACUGGAAGUAUUGUGCAUUGUAAUGGGUACAGGAAUUGUAAAAAUGUGGCCAUUAGAUCCAUUUCCCCCAUUGGGUGCACAUAAUCCUUUGACAUUAUCAAUGAAUCGUUUUACUGAACAGCGACAAGUCCAUGAUAGUGAGGCUUCAACUGCAAAUGCAACUGCAACACCAACGGCAAUAGGCAGUUUAAAAGCUGAUGUAAUUGUUGCUGAGCUAUGGCAAGCUUAUACAAAUUAUCUUGAAGUCUUAGAACCAGAAUGUGCUACAGAAAGAGAAUUAAUCGCUCGUCGACGUGUUCUGGAGGAACAAGAAGCUGCUUAUGAAGAAUCACUGCGUCGUGAUCAACAAAAGGAAUGGGAACGUGCUAAAGCCAAAGCUGAAGAGGAUAGACGCAGACAACUUGAAGAAGAACAACGUAUUCAUAAUGAAUUAAAAGCAACACAGCAUCGUUUAUCUAUGGCAGCAAGUUUACCUCAAGAGCCUCCAGCGCCUAAAACACCUGCAGCUGAUGCCUUUCUCGCUACACCGCAUGGUAGUGCUGGUAUAACAACGCUACGAUUUCGUUUACCACAAGGUUGUACAGUGACAAGUACACAUACUGCUACUACUCCUGCUACCACUGCUACUGCUGUUAAUCAUUUAACUAAUGAUACAAGUGUAAAAAAUGGUACAAUUAUUCGACGAUUUUCUGGUCUAGAUCUAUUAAAGCAUGUAUUUAUUUUUAUGGAAUCUAAAGGUUUUUCAAAAUCUGAUUAUAAAUUAUUAACUACAUAUCCUAGAAGAGAUUUAACAUUACUAGAUGAAAAUAUGACCCUGGCUGACUUACAGCUUGUUCCACAAGAAACGCUUACAUUAGAAUUACGCUAAACCAUAUGUGAAGAAGAUGAACAAAAAGAAAUUGAACAUCACAAACUCUUACUCACUCACACAUACACACACAUAUAUAUAUACAAACUUAAUCAAUAUGCUGUGCUCUGUACAUGUACAUUCUUUAUUAUGUAUGCGUUAGUGUGUGUGUGUGUGUGUGUGCGCGCGCGCGCUAAAAUUAAAAUUAAAGGAGGCGAAACUCAUUUCAUAUAAUAUUCCCUCUCUUUUGUUUUCUUUCAAGUCUCAAUUCUUUCCACACACUUUUUUUUCGUUUCUCUAAAACAAAAUGGCGGAUGUCUCACACGUUUUUUCUGUUUGUCUAUCAAAUUCACUCACACAAUUGUACGAAUAUUUUGUCUGCUGCAGUAGUCUUUAUUAUUUAAUUGAACUAUUUGAUUAUAAUUGAUGGUAAUAGUAAUAACAAUCGAAUAUUUAUAUAUUCAUUGUAUUAUUUCUCCACUUACCUCACUCUCUCUCUUUGCCCUCCUCACUGUUUCUUCGCCCACUUCACUAUCUAUCUUUCCUCUUACCUCUUUGUAUUUCGUGAUUUAUGAAUUAUUGUAAUAUUUCAUUCUUGCACUCUUAAUUUUUCUACUGUAUAUGUCUGUGUUUAUGUGUCUGUCUUACUAACUCUGAAUUGAAUGUGAUGAAAUGAUUGUGGUUGGUUAAUUAGUAGUGUGUGGGUGUGUAUAUGUAUGCACACUGCCUGUCUUUCUAACUGUCUGUUUAUCUAUCGAUCUUGUACUUUUUUCAAAUGUGUGUAUCUCUAUCUAUCUAUCGAUCUUGUUUAUGGCGUUUGUCUUUACAUGUGUGUCUAUCCGUCUAUCUUUUUCAUAUUACUAAUAUUACUUGCCUAUUAUUGUAUCAUCAUUCAAUAUUGAUUAGUCGCGUAAAACAAAGGUCAUUUUGUAUAACGAAAGACAAAAAGAAGAUAAAGGGAAGGGGUCUUCUCCUGUUCAUUCUCCUUUCCACUUUUCAACUCGCCUCUUCUCCUCCUCCUUCUGUGAAUUAGUCUGUGAAUCCAUGAGCGGUAUAUAAUAUGCGUUUGUUUGUCUGUGUAUAUGAUAACUAUAAGCAUAUAAUAAUUGAAACGGAUUGUUGUUAAAAAAAAUACAUUGAGUAAUGAAUACAUUAAACCCCAUUUUGAUUUUCACUUCACUUCUCUUACCUCUUGUCUCCCCAUUUUUCUUUAAAUUCAAGUUUAAAAUCUCUUUAUGCAGCAAAAAAAUAUUAUACAAUUAAAUAUAUAAUAUUCUGUUUUCACUUGUUUUGUUGUUGUAUGUUGUUCUGUUUGUAAAACAGAGUGAUGAGAAGAAGUGUUUCGAUCCGUCUGGCUGGCCUGCAAGCAUUGCUUCCAC